Molecule: messenger RNA, 1809 nt
Organism: Trichomonas vaginalis G3
Lineage: Eukaryota; Parabasalia; Trichomonadida; Trichomonadidae
Product: glycine-rich protein family
Exons: 1
Coding region: 1-1809 (602 amino acids)
Source: RefSeq, a predicted model, not a curated record
AUGAGCGGCCAAAAUACAGAAUUAUAUGUGUACAAUUGCACAAAUUACCUUGAUUGUCAACCAUUUAGAAGAGAUCUUCUUCCAGGGAGAUACAAACUUGAAGCAUGGGGUGCACAAGGAGGCAAUGUCACAUAUGAUGGAACAUUAUAUGAAGGCGGCAAAGGCGGUUAUGUCAGUGGUGAGCUCGAUCUUACUCAGCAAACAACUCUUUUUAUUUUCUGUGGUGAAAUGGGAACUACUGAAAAAGGAACAUAUCAUCCAAACUAUGGUUGGCCAGGAUAUGAGACACGAAACACAUUUGGUGGUGGAGGGCGAGGGUAUGGAUAUACAGGUACUAAAUUCUAUCCAUCAUCAGGAGGAGGGAUGAGUUUCAUUUCGAUUAGCGAAGCUAAAAAUGAAAGUGGAAUUCUUUUUGCCGGUGCUGGUGCUGGAUCUGGUGCUGGAACAUUUGAAUAUAAUCAUUAUACAUAUGGUGGAUAUGGAGGAGGAGUUUCAGGAGGAUCUGGAUCACACUGUGGAAAUACGUGUGGUACAGGUGCCACUCAAACAAGUCCUGGAACAAACUCUGAAAAUUCUGUCAGAAAUGGUGGCAAAUUUUAUGGAGGAAAUUGUGGACAAGAUGAUAGAUGGUCUACAGGAGGUGGUUCUGGUUAUUACGGCGGUGCUGGUGGAUAUGCUGCUGGUUCUGCUGGAGGUGGUGGAAGUUCUUUCUUCGAUACUUCAUUUAUCAAAAAUGGAAAAACAAUUCCAGGUAACGAAACAAUGCCUUCACCUUUUUCAGUCACAGAAAAAAUCACCGGAAACCGAGGUCAUGGAUACGUCAGAAUCACACCUUUUGGAUAUUUCCUCUAUCAAGACUCCGAACUCCUUGAUUUCUACAAUCCAGGAAGUAAUCUUACAAUCUCCCUUCAUAUCAACUCCCUUGGUGUUGGAGAAACUGCCAAAAUAUCACUGAAGUUACAAGAUUCACCAGAAAAAGUAAUUGAUUUGCAUGAUGACACCGGCGAAGAAUACCAUUUUUCACACUCAAUCCAGCUUCCUCAAACAAGUGGAUAUUAUACAUUCACUUUUUAUGUUACAUCUCGUACUGGAAUUAAAAACUCCAAAUCAUUUACUGUUCUUGUUAAUUCAAUCCCGCAAAUCAAGGUUUUGAAUGAAAUUAAGCCUAAAUACAAAGUAGGCGAAGAAGCAAAGCUUGAAGUUGAAAUUUUUGAUGAUACAAAAGCAAGAUUAUUAAUUACUGAGAAAGGAUAUCCUUUAUUUAAUGAAUCAUUUGAAUUAAAUAAUACUCCAAAGACAGUUAACUGUUCAUUUACUCCGCCAUGGCCUGCAUCUGAUGAAGUUCAUUUUGUUAUGAUUCAGGCUGUUGAUGAAUUUAAUUUUUCAUCAAAAUCUGUAUUUUUACAAUAUGAAAUAACUGAUAGAAGUUCUCCCAAUCUUAGAUUAGAUGAUAAUUUUUCGUUCUAUUUUAAAUCCGGUGAAAUGGUCCAAAUAAAUUCAUCGGUUGGAGAUAUCGAACGAAAAUACGUUUGUAUGUACACAUUGCUUAAUGAUCGAUAUCAGCAAAAGCAUAGUUGUUUGACUAUUACUGAACAAAUAUGGAAUCCAUUUCAGUUUAGCCGCACUUUAAUUGGAUUUUCGGAUGGAAUUUAUGAAUUCUCUAUAAUUUGCAUGGAUGAUGAUGGAAUGGUUUCUAAUAAAAUAAAUCGCCAAAUAGCGAUUAUAUCAGAGACCUUUAUUGUCUGUAGUAAGACAAUUACUAUUCGUCGCGAAAUCAUUUUAUCCACGUUCAACGUUCUUUGUGUUUAA